Molecule: messenger RNA, 2172 nt
Organism: Closterium sp. Naga37s-1
Lineage: Eukaryota; Viridiplantae; Streptophyta; Zygnematophyceae; Desmidiales; Closteriaceae
Source: the annotation of a GenBank genome assembly
AUGAUUCAGGACGCUAUAGACGUGUACGCCUUAACAGACCUCCGAUUAGAGUUGAUAGUCAACACGUGCGACCACCCGCAGUCCUUCUACAGCAGCCACUGGGCUGACCGUGCUGGUUACCCUGUGAUGAGCAUGGGCUUUACUGUUGACACCAUGGACAUACCCAUCCCCGACCCGCUCGAUUUGACAGAGGACUAUACUCCGGACCUCAGCACCCAGGUCCCUUGGGAAAGGAAAGAAGCACGAGCAGUGUUCCGUGGAAAGACCACCAACUUUGACAUGCUGGACGGCAACUGGGGCGCCAACCCGCGUGUGCGGCUGCACCGGCUGUCAGACGUGCACUCUGCUCUGAUGGAGGCGCACAUCAACGCGUGGAGCCAUGCCAAGCCAGCGGUUAUUAAAGCGAUGGCGGAAGACGGGCUGCUUCUGGCCAAGCGGAUGAAUUUCACCCAGUUUAACGCGUUCAAGUACCAGGUGAUCGUUGAUGGGGGAGGCGGCAGCUGCAGGACGUGCGGAGUGCUGCGAUCCAAUCAGCUGAGCAUCCGGCAGGAGACUCCCUUGUUUCAGUUCUAUGAGCCGCUGCUAGAAGAUGGGGUGCACUGGAUGGUUACCACCCGCACAUUCUCUGAUCUCCCUGCUAAGAUACGCUGGGCCCAAGAGAACGACGACGCAGCACAGCGGCUGGUGCAUGCAGCCAACCACAUGGCGCAGUAUGCCUGCACGUGGAGCGGCAGGCGCCUGUACUGGGCGCUGCUGUUGGUGAAGUACCAUGACGUCUUGCAGGACCCCUCUGCCAUCACCGAGCCUACAGCCAACGAGAUCUGCACCAAGCACAUUGACGGCUGUACUGGGCGGGCGCUGCUGCUGGUCAAGCACCAUGACGUGCUGCUGCUGGUCAAGUACCAUGACAUGCUGCUGCUGCUCAAGUACCAUGACAUGCUGCUGCUGGUCAAGUACCAUGACAUGCUGCUGCUGGUCAAGUACCAUGACAUGCUGCUGCUGGUCAACUACCAUGACAUGCUGCUGCUGCUCAAGUACCAUGACAUGCUGCUGCUGGUCAAGUACCAUGACAUGCUGCUGCUGGUCAAGUACCAUGACAUGCUGCUGCUGGUCAAGUACCAUGACAUGCUGCUGCUGGUCAAGUACCAUGACAUGCUGCUGCUGGUCAAGUACCAUGACGUGCUGCUGCUGGUCAAGUACCAUGACGUGCUGCUGCUGCUCAAGUACCAUGACAUGCUGCUGCUGGUCAAGUACCAUGACAUGCUGCUGCUGGUCAAGUACCAUGACAUGCUGCUGCUGGUCAAGUACCAUGACAUGCUGCUGCUGCUCAAGUACCAUGACAUGCUGCUGCUGGUCAAGUACCAUGACAUGCUGCUGCUGCUCAAGUACCAUGACAUGCUGCAGUGCAUGACCCCUCGGCUCCCUCCUUCUCCCCUCCUUCCCCCUGUCUUCCCCCCCCCUUUCCCUUGCUGCUUUCUGCUUUCAUCCCAGGCCCCUUCUCCAGCCCCCUCCCAACGCCACCAACCCUGCUCUGGUGCACUGUGCCGACUCCGCCGCACCCAAGCACCAGCUGGACUCUGCAUUUCUCAUUCCUCCAUCUCCCCUCUCCCCCCCCUUCUUCUCCCUCUUUCCCUCCUCACCCUUCGCCUCGCCCGUCCCUGCUAUUACGCCAGACCCCUGUUGCAACUCCCUCCCAACGCCACCAACCCUGCCCUCGUGCACUGUGCCGACCCCGACGCACCCAAGCACCAGCCGGACUGUGCAUUCCCCAUGUCUCUGUCUCCCCUCCCCUCUUCCACUCCACCACUGGCGUUUUUCCUUGUUGUUGCAGACCACUUCUACAGCCCCCUCCCAACGCCACCAACCAACCCUGCAAUGGUGCACUGUUCCGACCCUGACUCAUCCAAGCACCAACCCGACUGCGCACUCUUCAUGCCUCCAUCUCUCUACUACCCCCUUCCCCCCCAACCCUGCUGCUUUUAUCCCAGACCCCUCCUACAGCCCCCGCCCAACGCCACCAACCCUGCUCUGGUGCACUGUGCCGACCCCGACGCACCCAACCACCAGCCGGACUGUGCCUUCUUCUGUGCCAAGGCCACCAUACCCGGCUUGGGGCUCGUCUGGUUGCGAGCUGACGUGCUCCGAGGGCUCAAGAAGAUCGGCCCUCCGUGA